Messenger RNA from Emiliania huxleyi CCMP1516, 1473 nucleotides. RefSeq names its product putative sensory transduction histidine kinase. Lineage: Eukaryota; Haptophyta; Isochrysidales; Noelaerhabdaceae. The transcript is spliced from 5 exons. Bases 1 to 1473 code for a protein of 490 amino acids. The record is from RefSeq and is a predicted model, not a curated record. Gene Ontology annotation, molecular function: phosphorelay sensor kinase activity.
AUGUGCGCCGUGCUAAUACUCGGUGCCCUGGUGAGCCACGCGGCUCGCCACGGCGCGCGCGGGCGCCACCGCGCGGCGACGGCUAUGUGCGAUCACGGAGCGGGCCGGCUGUGGGAGCCACUAACGCCGAUGACGCCUGAGUUUGCGUCAGUCGCUCAGGCACAGUUUGAGGUGCUCGGCGCGCGGCUGCAGGCCUCUCGCGCCGCCAUCUACUUUCGGCGCGAGGACCCACGGACCGGCGCUCUCGAGUUUGUGCCGGCCGCGGUCUGGCCGGCGACCCAAAAGGUAUGGAUCGUCGGUGAGGGCGUCCGGCCGUCAGUCGACUCGCCGCCGCUGCCGGGCGGUACCGACGCGGGGUCGCUGAUGCCAUCGUACCCCUUUCUCUCGCGCGCUGCCUCGCCGCUGCCCUUGGGGCGGCUGCCCGAGGAGGCUGCUGAGGCGGGCCUUUCUGUACCGCUCGUGCACGGCUCGGAUGCGCGCGAGCUGGAGGCUGCGGCCUCGGCGCUCGCGGUCGCCGCCCUCUUCGACCGCAGGUACUCGGGCCUCGGCGGAGGCUACCGCGAGAUCGUGUACGGCGACGCGCCGCGAGACGGCGGCGCGGCGGCCGGCGGCGGGAUGCGGCAGGGGGGGGAGGCCGAGCGAACCUCCGACCUGCUCGAGCCGCUCGACGCAAUCUCAUCGGCGCCCGCUCUCCCCGCCGCCGCAGCCGCGAUGGCGCUGCUCGCCCCGCGGGACCCGCCGGCCGAGCGGCGGCAGCAGGCGCCCGCGGGAGAGGGCGGUGCCAAGGCCUGGGCAAAGGGUGACCCCGGCAAAGCGGCCGCCCGGGUGGAGGGCGGGCGGGAGGGCAGGAGGGCGGCGGGGGGGGAAGAGGGCGGGGCGGCGGGGUGGGCGGGCGAGGAGGUCUCUCUCUUCGUGGGGGAGGUUGCUGGCGAGGUGGGCGUGCCGGUGCUCUUCGUGACGGACGUGUUGCGCGAGGCGUGCUCGGUCGGCGCGGCGGUCGCCUCCUCGCGCGGCGCGCAGCUGCUCGCGCUCUUCGACGAGGAGGCGCUCGCCAACGUGAUCGACAACGGGCUCAAGUACGCGCGGCCUCCGCCGGGCGGAGGCGAGCCGUGCGUCAGCCUCUCGUGCCGCUGGUGCGAGGAGGAGGGCAAGGUGCUGACCGAGGUCUGGAACUCGUUCUCGCCGCCGCUGCCGGACGAGGACCUGCGGCGCGCCUUCGAGUGGGGCUACCGCGGGGCGGCGGCGCGUAAGAGCGACGCCGAGGGCACCGGGCUCGGACUGCAGAUCGCGAGGCGGCUCGUCGAGUCGAUGGGCGGCACGCUCUGCUUGCAUAACGCGCCGAUGCCGGGAUGGGCCGCGGCCGAGUCCGGUGGUGGCAGCAGUUUCAGCCUCGGCUCCUGCAGAGCCAGCCUUCGCGGCCGCGGCCGACCGGCCGGAGGAGAGGUGGAGGAAGGAGCCGUGCGCGAUGCCUAG